GUUGUUGUACAUUAAUGACACUUAAUAAAACCUUUUUUUUCCCUUUACGUUCCCUUUUAUUAUCUUUGUAUGCAAUACAGUAAUAUUGUUCUUUAUUAAAAACAGCAUAAAGACGGGUAGUGUUUUAAAGACUGUUAUGGAAUAAUGGCAUUUUUACAAUGGGGAAAAUUGAUUUGAUAUAGCAAAUUGAGCUGAGUCACGAAACGAAUUGAAUUCGCAAUUGGAGAGUGCGGUGUAUUUCCGAACGUCCAUUUGCUGUACUGAGGAAAGUUGUUUUCGGCCCUCCGAAUGUGUGCGUGUGCUUGUAGUGUCGUAGUAGGGGGCGUGGCCGUGCUGAAAAAACGGGCUCCAGAUGUGUCCCCUGGCUGCAGUCAGACGUAUCUGGCAGAUGAUGAUGGGUGGAGCGGCUGACAAGAACUUGGAAGUGGCAGCCAGGCGGUUCCCGAUGUGCUUGCGCCACCACCACGUUGGAGGACUGCGCCUGUGACGUCGGCGACGGUGGGCGGAGUCACCGAAGCGGACGAGCGCUGGCUGCCAAAAAGGAGGGAGACGCGCGGAGGAGAGCAGCUGGAGGCAGGCGGGCUCACCGGAGGGAGCGAUGCUUGUCGGACUGAGCCUGGGAUGAAUAGUUUCGCUGCUUUUGAUUGAUGGGAGAGAGAGAAAAAAAAUAAGAAUAAAAAAGCAGCUUCACGUACAAGACAACUUAACGAGGACUUGCUUUUUUUUUUUUUUUUUUUUAAAUCAUUGAAUUAACAGUGCCUAAUUUCCACAUCAAUUUACUGGGGCGUCCCAUGCCCGGAGGAAGACCGACCUCCCUCGUUGAGCGUCCCCGGCCACUUGCGCUCCCCUGGCGGACUCAGCAGCAGCAGUUCUCGGCGUUAGCUGAGAUGUUUGAGUCGCGUUCUUUGGUGGGCUGAACGCACCGAAAGAAAGAGAAAGAAAGAAAGAAAGAGAGAGUGACCCGAGACACCGAGGGAGAGGGGAACCGAGAGCAUGGCUCUGGUACCGCUGUCUCUCUGGGUGCUAACGACUCUCACCUGGGCCAGCCCGCUCCAGGGGUCCAUCAGCAGGCAUUCAAUUUACUGGAACAGCUCCAAUAUUCAUCUGCGUCGCGAGGGCUACACAAUGCAGGUGAACGUCAACGACUACCUGGACAUCUACUGCCCUCACUACAACGACAGCCAGCGCAUGGUGGGCACCAGCGAGCAGUACGUCCUCUACAUGGUCAGCUACCGCGGGUACAGGAGCUGCGACCCCCAGAUGGGCUUCAAGAGGUGGGAGUGCAACCGGCCGCACGCCCCCCAUGCCCCCAUCAAGUUUUCGGAGAAGUUCCAGCGCUACAGCGCCUUCUCGCUGGGCUACGAGUUCCACGUCGGACAGGAGUACUACUACAUCUCCACGCCGACUCAUCACCACAGCCGCAGCUGCCUGAGACUACGUGUGUACGUUUGUUGCUCCACAGCCUCUGAUGUAGACGAUGAGCCAGAACCAACAGAGGCAGACUACACGCUUAGACCGGGCCUAAAAAUGGACGACAUUGAUGAAUUCAACCCUUCUGUCCCCAAGCUGGAGAAGAGCGUGAGCGGAAGCAGCCCGUCGCGGGACCGCCUCCUGCUCACCAUCACCAUGCUACUGCUGGCCACGCUCUUCAUCUCCUAGCAACGGCCGUUGCAUCAGCGUCACCAUGCCAACGGGCCUUCGUAGGGUGGAUAGUACAGCGGCGGGCGGGACAGUAAAAAUGCAGUCUGUGUAUUGUGUGUCGUCUGUGCGUGCGUGUGUGUGUUGAUUCAUGCACGCCAUACAAAGCAUUUAUAAAAGUGGCAACGUCAGACUGAAAUUAUUAAAUAAUUGUAAAAAAAGAAAAAAAAUACAUCGUUAAAUCCACCCACGCAUUUGAUUGGCUAGUUCACUUCCUGUGGGUUAAUUGCCAUAGAUUCUCGCAACAGGACAAAUUCAACUCAAGUGAACUGCAUCGAUUGGAGGAUCUCGAUGGGAACAUUACACCUAAGGUGGAAAGUUACAGGGCUUUUUUUUUUUUUUUUUCAUCCCCCAAGCAGAAGAUAGUUCAUGAACACAACGUGGGACUCAUGUUUUUUUUUGCCAUCUCUACUCGCAGUCAAGCAGGGGAGAAACAUUCGUAAAAGCAUUUAAAUGUCCGAGGUUAACAAAGCACACACGUGCACAGUCGCAGAGGAGCAUCCCUGCAUGUGAACACUCAGCAAUACCGAGGAGGAAUGAAGGAGUGUGUUGCGGUUGUUGUGCUCUGCCACAAUCUCAUUGCCCAUUUCUCUUCUGUAUGUAUGUGUGUAUUGUCUGGAUGUUUGAGCGGAUACUAACAUCCAGGCAACACAUCCACACACUUAACAUAAUUCAAAUGCAAAAAAAAUAAACUAAUAAAUACAUUUUAAAAAGCUAAA
This is a messenger RNA of Phyllopteryx taeniolatus (common seadragon), 2417 nucleotides long. RefSeq names its product ephrin-A3b (gene efna3b). Gene Ontology annotation, biological process: axon guidance; ephrin receptor signaling pathway. The coding region runs from base 994 to 1659 and encodes 221 amino acids. NCBI's taxonomy places the organism in Eukaryota, Metazoa, Chordata, Actinopteri, Syngnathiformes, Syngnathidae. Gene Ontology annotation, molecular function: ephrin receptor binding. The record is from RefSeq and is a predicted model, not a curated record. The transcript has 6 exons. Gene Ontology annotation, cellular component: plasma membrane.